AAAAUUUCGCACGAUAAAUAAGAGAGCGUAAUUUUCCGAAAUCAGCAAAAUUUCGCUAUAAAUCACAAAUUUAGGCGGCUUAACAUGUGAUUUUCCCGUUUCUCAAGCGCAUUAUUUGUUGAAAAACCCGUCAAUUCGAAGAAUAAUCAACAAAAAGCGGAAAAUCGUCGUUUGUUUACGUAUUUUGUGGAAUUGCGUCGUGUUAUCGAUCGAUCGUCAUCGUCACACUGCAUUGAGAGGGAGAAACGAGAAACGAGCAAAUAAAAUAGCUUUGUGUUGUUUUUCUUUACUAUGAGUAGUAAAAGCCCCCGCGAUUUCGUUCAACAGGCAUUACUGAAUUCGCAUCUCACGGAAGCACUCUUGGCACACUCCAAGGAAACGGGAAAAAAGGGCGGCAGCACCCUUGGUGAAAUCGAUUGUCGGGCUCGUUUUUCGGCAGAUCUCUCGCAACUCUGCAUGAAUUCCGAUUAUUCUGACGUGACUUUCAUUGUUGAGGGCAAGAAAUUGUUCGCUCAUCGUGUCAUUUUGGCAGCGCGCAGCGACUAUUUUCGGGCACUUUUGUAUGGCGGCGGCUUCGUCGAGUCCGGGCAGAAUGAAAUUAACGUGCAAGUGCCGUACAAGGCGUUCAAGGCGUUGUUGCAGUACGUGUACUCGGGCGUAUUGUCACUCAACAAGAUGGAAAACACAAUUGACGUGCUCGAUAUUCUGGGUUUAGCGAACCAAUAUGGCUUUUUAGAGCUAGAAGACGCCAUUUCGACGUAUCUACACAAAAUUUUAUCCGUGGAAAAUGCAUGUUCAAUCCUCGAUUCAGCUCGAUUGUUUGGUUUAGCGUCGCUAAUUGAUGUCUGUCACACAUUUAUCGAUCGCAAUGCCGUGAACGUCCUCAAAAAUGACGCUUUCAACAGUAUUAGCGAGGAGUCGUUGUGCGGAUUGUUACGACGAGAUUCAUUUUUUGCGCCAGAAGUGGCGAUUUACAAAGCCGUUGCCAUCUGGUACAAGCACAAUUCGUCGGCGGACAUCAAAAAAGUGCUCGAACUCGUGCGUUUGCCCCUGAUGGAAUUGCAUCACUUGCUAAAUGUCGUCAGGCCAUCGGGAAUUUUGAGUUCCGACAUCAUCUUGGAUGCCAUUGCGGUGCAAGCUGCCAAGGAAUAUCUCAAUUAUCGCGGAUCUCUGGUGCCGGAGGAGAAUUUAGCGACACCGGGGCAUGGGGCACGCGUCAUUUGCGGCAAAGAUGCGGAAUUUUUGAUCGAUGGCGAUACCAAGAACUACGAUAUGGAACGCGGAUAUGCGUCGCAUGUCAUCGAUGACGACGCCGAGUGUCUCAUGGUCGAGUUGGGCAACGUUUUUAUCGUGAAUCAUGUGAAAAUGUUGCUGUGGGACCGCGAUAUCCGGAGUUAUUCGUACUACAUCGAGGUGUCGGUUAACAAGGAAGUGUGGAAACGUGUCAUUGAUCACACCGAAUACCAUUGUCGGUCAUGGCAAUUUUUGUAUUUUGACGAUUUACCGGUGAAAUUCAUCCGUGUGGUUGGCACUCAUAAUUCCGUUAAUCGGGUGUUUCAUUGUGUAGCGUUAGAAGUGUUUUACGCGAAAAAUACUCCGGCACGUGUGAAUGGCAUUGUAGCUCCGACAACGAAUAUUGCGACACUCGAUCGUUCGGCGGUUGUGCUCGAAGGUGUUUCACGAACACGGAACGCCUUGCUAAAUGGCGACGUCAAAAACUACGAUUGGGACUCGGGAUACACGUGUCAUCAGCUCGGCAGUGGCGCCAUUACCAUUCAACUUGGGCAACCGUACUACUUGGCAUCGUGUCGCAUCUUGUUGUGGGACUGCGACGAACGGGCUUACAGCUUUUUCAUUGAGGCAUCGAUCGAUCAAAAGAACUGGGACGUCAUUGUGGACAAAAGGAGCUCGCAGCUAAAGUCGUGGCAACAUAUGACGUUUGCGCCGCGUCCCAUUGUCUACAUCCGCAUUGUGGGCACUUUUAAUUCGGUGAACGAAAUUUUUCACAUUGUUCAUUUCGAGGCGCCGUCACAAGAUCCGAAAUUUCUAAGGCAACAAUCGAAAGAGAGUGAGACGACGACGAGUCAGGAAAUAGUGGCGGGCACAUCGCGACAAGACACCUAAAGCUCGAACUAUGACUUCAAACAGUUAACGAAACCAGAUGAGACUAAAAUUACUUGAAUUUUCACCAAAAUAUACGAAAAGUUGAUUUUUUUGGACAAAUUUUUAAUAUAUUUAAUUUUUUUUAACAAAUCUGUUGAUUACUUCUUUAGUUGCAAACAUUUGAUGGGCUUGUAAAUGCAUCAAAAGAUGCUUUUUUGAAAUCAAUGACAAUGAAAGUUUAGAUUAGACGGCAACUAAAUAUGUUGUAACAAUGAAGCGAAUAUUAUUAAUAAAAAAAUAAAAAUU
Molecule: messenger RNA, 2409 nt
Organism: Culicoides brevitarsis
Lineage: Eukaryota; Metazoa; Arthropoda; Insecta; Diptera; Ceratopogonidae
Gene: BTBD9
Product: BTB/POZ domain-containing protein 9
Exons: 2
Coding region: 292-2124 (610 amino acids)
Biological process (GO): adult locomotory behavior; modulation of chemical synaptic transmission; circadian behavior
Cellular component (GO): cytoplasm
Molecular function (GO): protein binding
Source: RefSeq, a predicted model, not a curated record